AUGGCUUUCCAAGGAGCACCUGCAGUGCUGGGACGCCAUGUGGCCACGGACCCGGGAGCCUCCCUGCCUGCUUUCAUGGCACGGCCCUUCCCCCCACCCACUGCCGGCGCGCCCCACCGGCCACUCUGGGGGCAGCACCCGCCGCCCCUCCUGACCCCGCCAUUCCCUCCUGGUGGCCCCCUGGUGCUGCCAGCUUUCUCCAGGACUCCGCUGGUGGCAGGAGAGGCUGGCCUUGGCCCCAAUGGGACUGGGACCUGCAAUGUCACUGUGCAGGUCAGGUCAGAACAGGGGUGCUCAGUGACCCCCCAGACACAGACCAUCGUCCUCACUCCGGCCCCCCUCAGCUGGAGUGCUCCAGGGGCCCUCUGUGGGGGUGCUGCGUGUCCCGCACCCAUCUUCGUGACUGCCUCUGCGGUGGAGACCAGCAUGCCUGCCUCGGCCCAUGGGGGCUCCCAGGCCAGCAAGGGAGGCUUGGCCCCAAGCUUUCCACGUCCGGCUCAGCCCCCAGUCGCGCGGCUGACCACCGUCGUGCCCCCAGUCAACGCCAGGCCACAGCCUCACGGAGCUUCCAGGAGCCGGACCUCGGCCUCGCCCGCGGACUCCUGUAACCCCAAGAGUGUUUACGAGAACUUCCGGCGCUGGCAGCGCUUCAAGUCGCUGGCCCGGAGGCACCUCCCGCAGAGCCCCGACGCAGAAGCUCUCUCCUGCUUUCUCAUCCCGGUGCUGCGGUCCCUGGCGCGCCUGAAGCCCACGAUGACGCUGGAGGAGGGAGUGCGGCGGGCCGUGCAGGAGUGGGAGAGCAAAAGCAACUUUGACCGCUUGAUCUACUACGAGAUGGCGGGAAAGUUUAUGGAGUUCGAGAUGGAGGAGGAGAUGCAGAUGCGGAAGUUACAGUGGGUGAAGGUGGCCCAGGGCCUGCCUCCCCCAGCGCCCCCGAAGCCUGAACGGCGGGGGCCCCCAGCCACGGAAGCGGGCCCGCAGCCAGCGUGCGUUCCCAGGAAGGCGGGUUCCAGGGCCCAGCCCUCCCGCCUGCAGCCACACAGACCCCCACGGCGCCGAGAGACCAAGGCGCCCAAGGAGAUCCCUCCAGAGGCUGUGAGAGAGUACGUGGACAUCAUGGAGGGGCUGCUGGGGCCUGGCCACUCAGCCCCGGGGGGCCCGGCAGGUGAAUGGGGAGAGGACGGAAAGGAGCCACAGCAGGACGAGGCCGCGACCUACCCGGACCCGGGUCUCCUGAGCUACAUUGACGAGCUGUGUUCCCAGGAAGACUUCAUCACCAAGGUGGAGGCAGUCAUCCACCCCAGCUUCCUGGCGGAAUUGCUGUCCUCGGAACCACAGCUGGACCUCCUGGCCCUGGCUGAGAAACUGGAGCAGGAGGAAGGGCUCAGCCUUGCAGAGCUGGUGGAGAAAAGACUGGCGGCCCUGAAUCCGGAGGAGGGUGUGCAGGCACCGCCACGUCUCUGCGCGGCCCGGUCGGGCCCCAGUGCUGAGCACGAGACCGGUCCCGGGAAGGGGCUGGGGGGUCAAAGGGGCGCCUCCCCUGGACCGGGCCCCAGGGAUGCCCCGGUUCUCAGAGAGGCCCCUCCUGCUAGGGACACUCGAGGGCUGGUGGAUGGGUCCAGUGAGGACGAGGAGGAGCUCCCCAGCCUGGCCUUCCUCCUGGCCUCUCAGCACAGCCUGCUGCCCUGGGGGCUCUCCCAGAGUCCCGCUCCUGCCUCAGUCAUCCCCAGCCCUGGCGGUUGGGGGCCGCAGGGGGCUCCACGGGCCCCCUCUCCUCAGAGAAUAGGCCUCGGCCCGGCCGCCCCCCCAGCUACAAAGUCCAGGAAGCGGGCUCUGUGUGAGGGUCCUGCCUCUGUGGCAAAGAUGCCCCUGCCUGGGGCCAACCUCGGGGUGUCUGGGAGGCCGGCCUUGGCUGUGGGGCUGGUUCACCCCUCACAGCCUGCAAAGAGAAGGUGUGACUCCUUGGUCACAGGGAGGAGAAGGAAGCAUCACUGCAGCCAGUAG
Messenger RNA from Neogale vison (American mink), 2004 nucleotides. RefSeq names its product NUT family member 2G-like. The coding region runs from base 1 to 2004 and encodes 667 amino acids. The record is from RefSeq and is a predicted model, not a curated record. The transcript has 8 exons. NCBI's taxonomy places the organism in Eukaryota, Metazoa, Chordata, Mammalia, Carnivora, Mustelidae.